Molecule: messenger RNA, 285 nt
Organism: Miscanthus lutarioriparius
Lineage: Eukaryota; Viridiplantae; Streptophyta; Magnoliopsida; Poales; Poaceae
Source: the annotation of a GenBank genome assembly
AUGGCAAUAGGGCAUAGGAGCCCUUGCUAUACUGUUCUGUUUGCCACUCAACCAUGGAAAGCGAAAUUCAGUUUUAAAAAUAAGGUAGAUGACGUGAAAACAAAAGGAAAAUAUGCACUGCAGCCACGAGCUGAUAUGAUUAAAGAACAAAUAGCUCCAUUGAGAAGCUGGGCUGAAGAAAUGUCCCGAAAAUGGCAUUUCGAAGGCAAUAAAGAAGCAAAGGAGAAGUCUGUCAUCAUUAGAGAGCUUUCAAGAGCUCUGGGCUCCAGGACUACCCCUAGUUGA